UGUGUCCUUGGCUCCAUAGACAAGCAGCAGGUCAGCUAGAGAGCGACCACUGGAUUUGACAGCUAUUGGAAGCCGAACCGGCGGGCGCCAUCAGGGGAGCAGCAUCACUUUCACUUUUUGAAAAUAUUGCCACCCUCGCCGAGUGAACACAACAACAACAACAACAACUCAAGAUGGCUUUCUUGCUCAAGAGCAUGAUUGGGAACCCCCUGUCGGGGAUCGGGCUCGGUGGUGGAGGCGACAAGGAGGAGGAGGCCGCCCCCACAGAUCCGGCCAAAGCAGCGGGGAUGACACGCGAGGAGUAUGAAGAGUACCAAAAGCAGGUGGUGGAGGAGAAGAUGGAGAGAGAUGCAGAUUUCUUACACAAGAAGGCCGAACGAGCAACGUUGAGGGUCUGCCUCAGAGAAAAGUACCGGCUGCCAAAGAGCGAGCAGGACGACAACAUGAUCGAGAUCGCCGGGGACGACGUGGACGUGCCCGAGGAGCUGCUCAAGAUGGUGGACGAGGACGCCACGGAGGAGGAGGGCAAGGACUCCAUCAUGGGCCACUUUCAGAACUUGCAGAACAUGGACAUGGACCAGCUGAAGGAGAAGGCCUCGGCCACCGUCACCGAGCUGAAGAGCAAAGCGGAGGAGAAGUGCUCCGUCAUGUGAACAGUCGGAGCGACGAUGAGGAGGCGGAGGAAGAGAUGAAUGCGAGAAAAUGUGUGUUUGACGCUCUCUGGGAAUCUGCAGACCGAAGUUGUGUUAACGAGUCUGGGCUCCAGCCCACGAAGCAAAUGAUCUCUGCAAUCUGAUUGGGUGUUGCGUCAUCACCACGGAGGAUGAUGUACAUGUUUCCCUGCUAGCUCGGUACUAAAUGGAUAGUCAUUAAAAAUCUAUCUUUGCAAUACACUGACCACCUGCUCAAGGGGUUUUCCACAAUACAUUAAAAUAAGAAUGAUUCCUCGUGGUAUUGUGGUGUUAUGUCAAGUUAAAAAAUACAGUGAAGUUAAAAAUACAAUCCCGUGUGAGUGUUUGAAUUGUCAUUUUGUUGGCUAUGUAGUUGGUUUGUGAUCUUUAUAGUUUGGACAUUUCAAUUUUUUUUCUCCUCCUUUUUCGGUGUUAUUACUUUGAAUUUCUUCAUAUACACAUUUUAAGUGUAAUAAAAACUGUCGAGCGGGAAACAUUUACGGAGGCAUUUUGGAGAUUUGCACAAAUCAUAACUUUAAAUACUAAAUAAGGAAAUGCAUUUACAUAAAUACUCUAACAUAUCGAGUCACAGGAUACUUAGCCACCCAAGUAUGAAUGUCAUGAACAUUCAAAGUAUAGUAUCUCAUAUAAAGUCACAAAAUAUGUAAAGAAGUCAUACAAGUUUUAAUAUAGCAUUUCAUAAAAGAGUCAUCGUAUAAUAUGUCAUAGAAAGUAAUGAAAGACAGUUUAGUAUGUGAUAAAAAAUCAUAUUAAAUGGCGUAUUAAAUAUCCCAAAAUCUAAAAGUCAUAGUAUAGGAUGUUUAAAAAUGUAAAAAUAAAAUUGUCUUGUCAUCAAAAAAGUCAUAGUAUUUUAUGAUUAUCAUGAACAUUUAGAUUAUAGUAUAUUGAAAAAUGACAUAUCUUGUAUUUAAAAUGUCAUCAAAUGUGAUGGUAUGUCAGUCAUAAAUAAUCAUAAGAUAGUAUGAACAAUUAUAAUUUAUUAUGUCAUAAAAGUCAAAGAUUAUCCAAGUAUUGUAUGUCGUAGAAUAGUAAAUUAAUGUAAUAGUAAAGUAUGUCAUAAACAAGUAAAAAAGUCACAGAAGGGUAUAAGUAUAGUAUAGUAUAGUGUGGUUUAGUAUAGAGUAAAAAAACAACAACAUGGCAUAACAUGUCACAUGUGGCAUAGGAAUGUGUGUAUUUCAUAAAAUGGUCACAGUAUAAUAAAAUGGUUUGUCAUAAAAGGUCAUGUAGUGUUUCAGAUUUUAAAAUGAUAUAUGUGACAUGAUGUUCACUUUGUUGUUAAAUGAGACGGUGGAAAUAAAUAAACAAACAAACAAAACCUU
This is a messenger RNA of Pseudoliparis swirei, 2014 nucleotides long. RefSeq names its product complexin 4a (gene cplx4a). The record is from RefSeq and is a predicted model, not a curated record. Bases 174 to 653 code for a protein of 159 amino acids. Gene Ontology annotation, biological process: neurotransmitter transport; synaptic vesicle exocytosis; regulation of neurotransmitter secretion. Gene Ontology annotation, molecular function: syntaxin binding. Lineage: Eukaryota; Metazoa; Chordata; Actinopteri; Perciformes; Liparidae. The transcript has 3 exons. Gene Ontology annotation, cellular component: SNARE complex; terminal bouton.